CAACAAUGACAUUGUCCUCAUUCUUCAGCUUGCCGUUCUCUUUCUCUCUCCAAAACCUAUACAUACAUAUAUAUAUAUAUAUAGAGAGAGAGAGAGAGAGAGAGAGAGAGAGUUUUUCAUUGAGAGAGAAAGAGAGUGUUAGGUAAUGGGAUCAUCAACGGCGGCGCAGAGCAACAGCAGCAACAGCAGCUAUGAUUUGUCUUUUAAGAUAUUAUUGAUCGGUGAUUCAGGAGUUGGCAAGAGCAGCUUGCUCCUUAGUUUCAUUUCUAAUGCUAUUGACGAUAUUACCCCUACCAUUGGUGUCGAUUUUAAAAUCAAGACGCUCACUGUUGGUGGGAAAAGAUUGAAGCUUACCGUUUGGGACACAGCUGGACAGGAGAAGUUCAGGACAUUGACAAACUCCUACUUCAGAGGUGCUCAGGGAAUCAUUCUUGUUUACAAUGUGACAAGGAGAGACACAUUCACAAACCUAUCUGAUGUGUGGGCAAAAGAGGUGGAGCUUUACUGUACUAAUGAGGAUUGUAUCAAGAUGCUGGUUGGAAACAAAACUGACAGAGAAUCUGAGAGAGUUGUGAGCAGGGAGGAAGGUGUUGCUCUAGCAAAAGAGCUUGGAAGUUUAUUUCUUGAGUGCAGUGCUAAAACCCGAGCAAAUGUAGAGCAAUGCUUUGAAGAGCUUACCUUAAAGAUAAUGGAGGUACCAAGUCUUCUGGAAGAAGGAUCUGCUCCAGGGAAGAAAAAUAUCUUGAAACAGAAACAAGAACGCCAAACAGCACAGAGUAGUUGUUGCUCAUGAAAACUCUCCAAAACUAGGUCCAACCAUUGACAAAUUUAUCAAAGGCAUGCACUAGAUGGGGGCAGUAAAUGUCACACUUUCGUUUUAUUUUAGUGCUGCUAUUGAAAAGGUAAUAUAAAUUCAGUGUAUAAAAUGGUCAUUUGUCUUUCUCCAUUUUCUUUGUUCAUAUUGGCCAAAUUGCUGAUUUAUGCGUGUUUUUUCAUAAUCAAA
Messenger RNA from Nicotiana tabacum (common tobacco), 1003 nucleotides. RefSeq names its product ras-related protein RABC2a-like. The record is from RefSeq and is a predicted model, not a curated record. Lineage: Eukaryota; Viridiplantae; Streptophyta; Magnoliopsida; Solanales; Solanaceae. Gene Ontology annotation, molecular function: GTP binding; GTPase activity.